CAAAAAUGAAUGCGCCAGCUGCUUUCGAAUCAUUUUUGCUUCUCGACGACAAGAAAUUCUACAUUGAAAAAGACACAAAGGUUCCAAAUGCGGCGAUCUUCACAAUCAUGAAGGAGGAUCACACGCUGGGAAAUAUGCUGAAAAUCCAACUUCUCAAGGACCCAGAGGUGCUGUUCGCCGGCUACAAGAACCCUCACCCGUUGGAGCACAAGAUCUUGCUCCGAAUCCAGACAACCAACAAUACGACGCCAGCUGAUGCUCUCACAACGGCCAUAACCGAUUUGGUGGGAGAACUCUCGUUGCUCGAGCAUCGAAUCGACGCGGCCAUCAAAAAGUGCACUCAAUCCGGCGACCAGGAGCGUGGAUAUAACUGAUUUUUCACUUUUUCCUUACUGAUCUCUUACUCUGAACUUUUAUAAAUUUUAAAUUACGCUUUU
Messenger RNA from Caenorhabditis elegans, 437 nucleotides. It is a transcript of the gene rpb-11, whose product is annotated as putative DNA-directed RNA polymerase II subunit RPB11. Gene Ontology annotation, biological process: transcription by RNA polymerase II; DNA-templated transcription. The record is from RefSeq and is marked reviewed. Gene Ontology annotation, molecular function: DNA binding; protein dimerization activity; DNA-directed RNA polymerase activity. Bases 6 to 374 code for a protein of 122 amino acids. The transcript is spliced from 3 exons. Gene Ontology annotation, cellular component: nucleus; RNA polymerase II, core complex. Lineage: Eukaryota; Metazoa; Nematoda; Chromadorea; Rhabditida; Rhabditidae.